AUGAAGCCCAGCAACCUGGUCGCCUUCGUGGUGCUCCUGGCCCUCGGAACCCUGAUGACAAGAUCUGUGGAAGGUGCUAGCAAAGGAAAAGCUAAAUAUGGAGCCUGCCCCUUCAUACGCCCAGCGAAUUGCCUCAUCUAUGAACCUCCUCAAUGCCACAGUGACUGGCAGUGUCCAAAGAAACAGAAAUGCUGUCCUGGCGUUUGUGGCAUCAAGUGCUUGGAUCCUGUUGACUCGUCAAAGCCAGUGAAGGUCAAUCCUGGGAAGUGUCCAGUAGUCACUGGCCAGUGUAAGAUGCUCAAUCCCAGGGAUAACUGCCUGAAUGACAGCCACUGCCUGAACGGUUUCAAGUGCUGCAAGGGGAUGUGUGGGAAUUCAUGUGCCAAGCCAGUGUGAGAUGUACUUUUACCAGUUCAAUAACAUUAGGACUUCCUGGAUUCUGUGGUCUGAGGAUUCCUCCUCCCCCGCCCCAACCCCCCCGCCCCGCAAGCCUGGAGAAAAUGAGAAUACUUGAUGAAGAUGUGGCUUUGUGACCAAUACUUCCUUGAGGUCUAAGUUUUUACCUGUUUUAUCUAUGCAUCCCCAGCAUCCAAUGUGAGGC
This is a messenger RNA of Hipposideros armiger (great roundleaf bat), 601 nucleotides long. It is a transcript of the gene SLPI, whose product is annotated as secretory leukocyte peptidase inhibitor. Lineage: Eukaryota; Metazoa; Chordata; Mammalia; Chiroptera; Hipposideridae. The coding region runs from base 1 to 396 and encodes 131 amino acids. Gene Ontology annotation, biological process: innate immune response; antibacterial humoral response. Gene Ontology annotation, molecular function: serine-type endopeptidase inhibitor activity. The transcript is spliced from 4 exons. Gene Ontology annotation, cellular component: extracellular region. The record is from RefSeq and is a predicted model, not a curated record.